UGCGGGACGGGAAAAGUGGACAGUCAGGCAGUUUCUAAUGAAAGUGCCCAUUUGAUCAACGGCUUCCUGGUUGCCGGUUUCCGCCAUGGAAUUGUAACAUUAUGGGAUGUCAACGACGAAUUCUCCGCUAACAUGGCACAACUUGUCUAUACGGGACUAAAAGAUCAUGGAAUCGCAGAUAGAUCUAUUAGCAUAGCCCUCCAUCAAGCUACUCGAACGCGCAUCUUCUCAUACCUCGAGCCCAAAGGGAUUCGCAAUAUUCUCCUCACAUGUCAGCAACUCUACCAAGUCGGCCUCCCGCUCUCCGUUCAUACGUUCCGCAACUACAAGUAUUUGGACGAUGGUGUCUAUGAUAAUGAUGAGAAGCUCACCGUCCGAACCCGCAGCCUCAAGUUUCUUCACUAUAUAACCAUUACAAAGCCGGAUCUCGCCAGGCAUGUCAAGGAAUUGCUCUUCGGGCACUAUCCUGCGUGGCACGAUGUGGAGGUGGAUACUUUGGCCAAGCCAGGACCAAAUGAAAUGGGCGUCUAUCGCAGACUGGUUCAAGAAGCCUUCGUGCAUGAAUUUAAUCAAGAGUAUGAGAGACACUGCAUAAACUUGGUUGAAGACUUGGAAAGGGGCGUCCCAGACGCAGUGAAUGCGCUUAUUUUGAUUGUGUGCUCACAAGUCGAGCUUCUUUGCUACGCCGAGUCAUACCAGCCGCGCCAUUUGGAACGAGUCCUGCAGCUCGCAAGCCGCAACCCCCAGCCAUCUCCUGCCGGUGGGCAAGAGAACAGGAAGCGUCCGCUCGCAAACCUUGAACAAGUGUACCAUGAGUCGCAAGACACAAAAUAUGGAUAUCUUGUUUGGCAUCGCCAGGCUGCUUUGCUGUUUCAGCUCCCGAACCUCUCUACUUAUGAGAUUGUCAUGGCUAAUGGCAGCGAGGAGGGAGGACCAUUCUUUGAUGCAUUACCGCCAGGGUCUUCAGCAGUAGAGCACAUUUUUCUACGCAGAAGCGCGAUAUCUCAGGUUCUCAUCCGCCAUCUUUUCUCCCCCGUCAAACAUCUCCGUUCAUUCGAAUACACAAGGGGUGUAUACCACAUGUACGACAAUGAGAUGAUGCCGCGCGACCUGAUGGAGGCUAUUUUGCCACACGCAGAAACGCUCGAAUAUCUCCAUGUCAACUGGGAGGAUGACUGGUACAAGAAUGGAUGGGCUGACCAGCCAGAGAGACUGUUCAUGGGAGUCGAACUUAGAGCCAUGACAGCUUUGAAAACACUGCUGACGGGAAUGCAGGCACUUACGGGACUGCUUGAUGCGCAGCCAGAGGAACUCUUUGGCCCGGACCUUCCCCUCGACGUUGAAGGUGCACCAAGGCUGGUGAAUUGUUUGCCUGAGAAUCUAGAAGACCUCGUGAUCCAUGGCUGCGGCAAGGCAAUCUUGGACCAAGCACAGGUAUUUCUCGACGUUGUUUCCCUUGGUGAGCGCUACAAAAGUCUCAGGCGGGUUCGGUUUGCCUUCAACCAGGAGAACAUCGACCCUCAUUUAGUCCAAUUCACUCAUGGCUCAUCCUCGGUGAAGCUCGAGGUUGUAUUCCAGACCAAGGAGAACCGCAUCUACGACUUAAUAACUCACCUUAGAAUAGGGAGCAUAGCCCUACCUCACAUCUGUUCGCCGCUUUGGGGGCCCAAGUUUAGGGAGCAAUGGCUUGCUAUUCGAGGCAUGGAUGUGGCCAGCGCGACACUUGAAGGGUUUCGACACGUUGUUGGGACACUUUGGGAAGUCAAUGAUGCUAUUUGUGUCGACCUAGCCAGGAUUAUGUAUGAGAAGAUGAGCGAGGGAGAAAUGAGUGACUUGUCGGUGGCUCGAGGGCUUCAUCACGCAUCUCAAUCGCUUCGAGAUGAGUGGGCUAAGAAAUUAUCAGAUAAUGAAAAUCGGGCAGCUAUUGAACGUAGUGCUGCAAGUCGUACUUCAUUGAGCACAGAAGCCACUGGAUGUACACUUGGCUUUGAGAAGUUGUCUAUU
Molecule: messenger RNA, 2004 nt
Organism: Clonostachys rhizophaga
Lineage: Eukaryota; Fungi; Ascomycota; Sordariomycetes; Hypocreales; Bionectriaceae
Source: the annotation of a GenBank genome assembly